Messenger RNA from Vicia villosa (hairy vetch), 1068 nucleotides. RefSeq lists its product as uncharacterized. Bases 1 to 1068 code for a protein of 355 amino acids. The record is from RefSeq and is a predicted model, not a curated record. The transcript has 2 exons. NCBI's taxonomy places the organism in Eukaryota, Viridiplantae, Streptophyta, Magnoliopsida, Fabales, Fabaceae. Gene Ontology annotation, molecular function: nucleic acid binding; zinc ion binding.
AUGGCUUUUGACUCUGAUCUCUGGGAUCUGUUAGCUGAUGGCUACAGUUAUCAAGUAGAUGCAAAUGGUGUCAAAAUUGCAAGACGUGCAAUGACUGAUGACCAGAAGAAGGCUUACAAGAAUCAUUACAAAGCCGAAUCUAUCUUGUUAUCUGCUAUUUCUCUUAUUGACCAUGAGAAGAUCACUGACAAAGAGACUGCAAAUUCUAUAUUUGAUUCUCUCAAGAUGACUCAUGAAGGACUUAAGGUUCUGAACAAAGGUUAUUCUACAUCAGAUCAUGUUAAGAAGAUUAUCAGAAGUCUGCCUAAGAAUUGGAGACCAAUGGUAACUGUUUUGAAAAUGUCAAAGGAUUUGAACAACACUAGUCUUGAGGAACUAAUGAGUUCUUUAAGAAAUCACGAGAUUGAGCUUCAAGAAGAUGAACCUCAGAGGAAAAGAAAAUUUGUGGCUUUAAAGUCUAAGUCUGAAAAGAAAAAGGCUUUCCAAGCAGAAGAAGAAUCAGAAGAAAAAGACUCAAGCGAAGAUGAAAUGUCUCUGUUAUCCAAAAGAUUGAAUCAACUAUGGAAACAUAGAAAGCGAAAGUUCCAAGGAUCAAGAAGAUCAAAGGAUAUAAGUGGAUUAUCAUCUGGUCAAAAGAGAGCUUCUGGAAAGGAAGUUAUAUGUUAUGAGUGCAAGGAGCAUGGACACUACAAGUAUGAUUGUCCAAAGCUUGAUAAAGACAAGAAGCCAAAGAAAGCACUCAAAACCAAGAAGGGUCUCACGACAAUAUGGGAUGAGUCUGAUUCACGAGAAGAAAAUUCUGAUGAAGAACAAGCCAACAUGGUAGUCAUGGAGGAAGCUAGCACAAUGAAAGUCAUUUCAGAAAGUGAGCUGACAACUGACAAUGAGUCAAACUCUGAUGAUGAACAAGAGGUACUUUCUUCUCUUUCACGUUCUAAACUUGAAUCUCGUUUUUCUGAACUAAUGAAAAGAUAUCAUCUUCUGAUUAGUAAAUACAAAAUUUUGAAAAAGAGUUUUGUAGUUACUUCUGAGAAACCAACUGAGGAUGAUCGAGAUAAAUCUGAAUAA